AUGAGCAACGAAACCGACACACCCGGGGUCACUGAUAUUAAUAGCAGAUCUGCGAAUGUCAUGACAACACGUAAAGAUACCGGUGGUGCUCCUCCGGUCGCAACCUUGAACGGUACUCUGCAACGAAUGGCCGAAGAAAGAGCCGCCAAGGAAGCAGCUCGAGCCACCGUGGACCGUAGUAAUGUUAUAACUGGCAGUGGCAUAAAUAUUCCAGGAGCUGUCUUGGAGAGGAGUCAAAAAAAGAGACAGAAGGAAACCAGCAUGCAUACUAAUACUAGUGAGGAGAUCGUCAAGCCUGCUCCUACAGCAACUACCGGUACUGGUACAGCAACUAGUACCGCUAUAGCAACAAAAACCCGUGGUCUCAAGAGAUCUGCGGAAGAAAAGGCAGCUAAGGAUGCGGCUCGACUUGGCACUUUGAAUAGUGCAGCUGCCACCGUGGGCGCCUCUGCUGUUCUGCCCAGUCCGCCCGCUACGACGGCGCAUCAGCGGGGACUGAAGCAACGAUCGGAGAAAGAAAACGAUGCCAAACAAGCUGCCAUAGGAACUGCCAUUUCAGCUACUAGCCCUGCCAUUGCCAUGGUCAACCCUUCCAAGGGGACAAAAGGCAACAUGGAUGUUGCCAGUUUGCAGCCUGGAGCACAGUUUGUAACGGUAACACCCGCAAGUGACUCUAUUCGCAGCACUGCAGCGGAACGUUUGUCUACGACGACCAUGCGCGGCCUUGCCAAGAACAGGAAAUCAAACGUCUCGUCGGUGCAAACAGCAGCCAUGGUGGCCGCAGAAAAUAAUACCCCUGGAAGCUUCAAGACAGAAACGGUGGCUUCGGUGGGUCUUGAUGGGGAGGGAGUUGGAACCACCAUUAUCUCAUCCGAAGAUUCUACCACCAAGGCUCCUCCUACCGGUAGCGGUACAGCUGCCAAAAUCGUCACGAAUCAAACAGGGCGGCCACAAGUCGACACAGAUGCUGAUUUAGAAAAUCAAAACCAGAGGAUGAAAGAAUCACUACAAGAUAUUACCAACGUUGGACUCGUGGAAGCCAGGGCCGUGGCAGAGGCAUCUGCCUCGCAAUAUUUCCAGGAAGCUCAACAAGUGGAUGAUGCAGAACUGGAACAGCAAGCUGAUAAAGCCGAAAGGGAGAGACAGAAGAAAGAAAAGGAGAGGCAGUGUCGGAGAAUUGGAUAUGCUGUCAUGCUGGUUUCCCUUGCCAUUAUCGCCAUCAGCUUGGGCGUUGGGCUGAGGCCCCAAAAGCCAGGAAACACGCAAACAAUGGGACCACAGGAAAAGGCUCGAGAAUGGCUACAGAAUCAUCCAAACUAUGACCAGCUAUCAGAUUGGAAGAAGAACCAGCUCUUGGCCUUGGCUACAUUCUUUUAUGCAAUGCAGGGUGAGCAUUGGCCAGACACCAUUGAAUCUGAUUUCGGUAUUGUGCGCCGUGACCGUUGGUUGGACUACACCAAAGAUGAGUGUUUGUGGUAUUCCAGACAGUCUGGUCCUCCAGUCCUCGCCAAAGAGGAUCACGAUUCUACCCUUAAUAGUGGCCUGACGGAUCUCCCCUCCCCAUGCAACGAGCUUGAAUUGACUUGGGUGACAACAGCAUCCAAGUUCCAUUGGCCAAGUUGA
Seminavis robusta is the source of this 1623-nucleotide messenger RNA. NCBI's taxonomy places the organism in Eukaryota, Bacillariophyta, Bacillariophyceae, Naviculales, Naviculaceae. The record is from the annotation of a GenBank genome assembly.